CGCGGCGGAGGCGACUUGCCCGCGCUACUCGGCAGUGCAGUGAGCGGCGCGCGGAGAGCCCGGACCGCGCCAUGGCUCUACGCGCUUUGUUUAUUUUCUGGGCGCUUAUCGUUGGCGGCGGCGCCGCGUACAGCCAACGUGACCGCCUUCGUGCUGACCCCCGUAUAUUGGACCGUGCCUGUGAACUCAGUUCCUGCUAUCCAGCAACCGGCAAUCUACUCAUCGGACGUGAAUCGCGCCUCUUCGCAUCUUCAACGUGCGGUCUACAGGGCCGCGAACGCUACUGUAUUGUUUCUCACUUAGAAACGAAAAAAUGUUUCUGGUGUGAUUCUACUAACAGCACACUGAAUAAACCCACUCUGAACCAUCGGAUUCAAAACAUCAUUUACAAAUACCAUCCUGGAACCCGAAUCAAAUCAUGGUGGCAGUCUGAAAAUGGCAAGGAAAAUGUCACAAUACAGUUGAAUAUGGAAGCGGAAUUCCACCUUACGCACUUGAUUAUACAAUUCAAAACAUUUCGUCCAGCGGCUAUGUUAGUGGAACGAUCAUUCGACUUCGGAAAAACUUGGCGUGUUUAUCGUUAUUUUGCCCAUAAUUGUGAAGAUACCCCAGUUCCUCAUCAUACGCAAAGGUCUUUGACUGAAGUUGUGUGCGACUCUCGUUAUUCCGCAGUGUCGCCUACUAGCGAAGGCGAAGUUAUAUUCAGAGUAUUGCCACCUAAUAUAAACGUAGCAAACCCCUACUCCGAAGAAGUACAAAAUUUAUUACGUAUGACAAAUCUUCGAAUAAAUUUCACAAAACUUCAUACUCUUGGCGACGAUAAGCUGGAUAAUAGAGCUGAAAUACAAGAGAAAUAUUAUUACGCGAUAUACGAAAUGACUGUCCGCGGUUCUUGUUCCUGUUAUGGACACGCGUCUCGGUGCUUGCCUAUGCCAGGUGUGGAAUCGAAGACGAACAUGGUCCACGGUCGGUGUGAGUGUACACAUAACACCCGUGGUUUAAACUGUGAAUAUUGCGAAGACUUUUACAAUGACCUCCCGUGGCAACCGGCAGUCGGAAGAACUUCUAAUGCUUGCAAGAGAUGUACGUGCAACAACCAUGCGACGACGUGCCACUUUGAUCCAGCAGUAUACAAUAAAACUGGUAAAGUGAGUGGUGGUGUUUGUGACAAUUGUCAACAUAAUACAAUGGGAGUGAAUUGUGAACGUUGUAAGCCUAAAUUUUAUAAAGAUCCUAGUUUAGAUAUUCAGAGUCCCGAAAUUUGUAAGCCUUGCGAUUGCGACCCGGAAGGCACGACUGAUAAGGAAAUUCUUUGCGAUGACGAAACUGAUGCGAUUAAUAAUAAAACAGCAGGUCGUUGUCUUUGUAAAUCCAAUGUUGACGGUGCUAGGUGCGAUAGGUGUAAAGAUGGUUAUUGGAAUUUCGACCCUUUAAAUCCUGAAGGUUGUCAAGAAUGUACAUGUGAUAGAUUAGGUACAAUCAACGAAAGAGGAUGUGACCCUACAACCGGAAACUGCUUCUGUAAACGUCACGUCACGGGAAGAAAUUGCGACCAAUGUUUGCCGGAGUUUUAUGGUUUAUCGGAAAGUGACGAUGGUUGUUUACCGUGUGACUGCGAUCUGGGUGGUUCAAUAGACCGGGACUGCGACGUGAUAACAGGCCAAUGUAAAUGUCGGCCAAACGUUACUGGUCGGCGUUGUGAUCAGCCAAUACAAAACUUCUUCGUCGGCGCUCUAGAUUCAUUCGUUAUUGAAGCUGAAUCCAGCCAAUGUGAUUCGCAAAUAGACGAUAACGCCAUACAAAGUCAAAUUUGUCAUGUUGUUAUACGAGAAAACUUUCCAGACGGCAGAAAGGAAACGUGGACUGGUCCCGGUUUUAUGAAGUUGCCGGAAAGUAGCACAUUGGUAUUUGUUGUUAAAGAUUUACAAACAAGCAUGAACUAUAAUGUAUUGAUAAGAUACGAACCACAUUCGCCAAUGAACUGGGAGGAGGCAACUAUAAUAGUAAAGAGGCCAUCGCCUAUUGAUCCUGAUUCACCUUGUGCAAAUGUGCGGCCAGAAGAUGAUACUGUCUUUACCAGUCUCCCGGCAAAUCAGCGGAGUGUUUUAGUUAAUCCACCUGUAUGUUUAGAAAAAGACAAAGAAACUGAAAUUCGCAUUUAUUUAGGACGCCAAGACGGACAAACUUCAAACUCACGAGCUUCGAUUCUAAUAGAUUCUAUUGUAUUAAUACCUUCUUUCGACGAUUUACCAUUUUUAGCGAAUGGUUCCAUGAAAGAAGAAUUUAAUCGUUAUAAUUGCGGAGAUUCAUAUUAUUACGAUCUUAAUAGAGACAAUGUUCCUGAGAUUUGUAAGAAAUAUCACGCUAGUAUAGGAUUUUACGUACGUCGGGGAUCACGGCCAUGUCAGUGUGACCCAACAGGAUCAAAGAGUCACCAGUGUGAUCCAUACACCGGAUAUUGCCAAUGUGUUGAGAAUAUUGUCGGAGCUAGAUGUGAUCGCUGCGCACCUGGUACGUAUGGUUUCAGUAAAUUUGGCUGCAAACGUUGCGACUGUAAUAGUAUUGGGUCAUUAGAUAACUUCUGUGACGCAACAAGCGGGCAGUGUAAAUGCAGAGCUAACACUUACGGCCGAGCUUGUGAUUUGUGUCAACCUGGAUAUUUUAACUUCCCCAAUUGUCAACAAUGUGACUGUAAUGGCCAUGCUGUCGAGUGUGAUGAUAAGACAGGAGCUUGCAAAGAAUGCAGAGAUUACACUGAAGGUCAUCGUUGUGAACGAUGCAUAGAAGGCUAUUAUGGCGAUCCUAGACUAGGUAUUGAUAUACCUUGUAGGUCAUGUCCAUGCCCUGGCGUGAAAGGAGACACAAGUAAAAGCAGUCACGCAGAUCGAUGUGAGUUAGAUCCCGAAACAAAAGAUGUGGUCUGCGACUGUAAAGAGGGCUAUGCUGGACUUUUAUGUGACGUUUGUGCUGAUAACUAUUACGGCGAUCCGCUAAAAGGUACUUGUGAAAAAUGUGAAUGUAAUGAUAAUAUAGAUUUAACAAAACCAGGUAAUUGCGAUCCGUAUACAGGCAAAUGUUUACAGUGUUUACAUAAUUCUGCUGGCGAUCAUUGCGAAGUCUGUCAGGAAGGAUUUUAUGGAAACGCUUUAGAAAAAGCUUGCUAUAAAUGUAAUUGUUCCGAAUUAGGAACAAAUUUCACGAAAGGUAAUUGUGAUCCUGUGACUGGUCAAUGCCCAUGCUUCAACAAUGUUAUGGGUGUAAAUUGCGACCAGUGCACAGAAUAUCAUUGGCGUAUCGCACUCGGAAACGGUUGUGACCCAUGCGAUUGUGAUCCUAUUGGUUCUAUAUCAGCGCAGUGUCACCCCUACAUUGGUAAAUGUGAUUGCAAACCAGGUCACGGAGGCAGACAAUGUGAUGAAUGCCAAGAGAAUUAUUGGGGAGACCCGAACGUAGAGUGUCACGAAUGCGAAUGCGAUUUGCAUGGGUCUGUAUCUCGUCAGUGCAUGCGAGACAAUGGUUCAUGUAUUUGUAAACCUGGAAUAGGUGGAUAUAAGUGUGAUACGUGUGCUAGAGGAUACUUAGGAGAAGCACCGCAAUGUUAUGCAUGUGGGGAGUGUUUCGAUAACUGGGACCAGCUAAUUAAUGAUUUGCGAAUUCAAACUGAAUAUGCAAUAAGCAAUGCUAGCAAAAUCAAGGUUGUUGGAGCUACAGGCGCAUACACGAGAGACUUUGAAGAAAUGACAAAGAAAUUAUCAGAAAUUGAAAAUACACUUGAAAGUGCUAAGCUUGGUCAAUCGACAAUUCAAGAAUUGUUCUCUAAUAUUACUAACCUCCAGAAUCUACUAACAGAAGCCGAGAAAAAGGUUAAAGAUAGCAAUGAUAAUCUCAAUGGUGUGACAUCUAAAAUCAACCUGGGAAAUGUUACUCUGGAUGGCCUUCGAGCAAGUACCGACAACUUAAAAUUAAAAACGCUUGAAUUAGGUAAUAAUGCUACUAAAUUACAAGAAGCUAAUUUAGAAGGAGCCCUCAAUUUAACUCGUGAAGCCAAACAGAGAGCAGCAAAAGCCGCAGAUGACGCAGAAAGCGUACAGAAUAUUAUUGCUAACACUGAUCGUCAAAUCAAAAAUACUGAUCGCCUGAUUGAAAUGCAAUAUACACAUUUUAAUAACACACAAAACGAUAACGAUAAAAAAUUAAAUGAUAUCCAAAUGCAGUUAUCUGAUUUAGAAGCACAAGUUCCAAAACUUAACGAAAAAAUGUGUGGCCAAGAAAGUGACACUUGCGAUAUUUGUGGAGGAGCAGGAUGUGGAAAGUGCGGAGGGAUAUCAUGUGAUCAAGGUGCGGUUACUAAAGCUGAACAAGCUCUAGACUUUGCAAACAAAACAGAGUAUAGAAUUAAAGAACAUGAGCUGACAGCCGAAGAUUUAUUCAGAUCAAUUUCUCAAGUGAAGCAGGAUACAGUUGCUAUUCGAUCACGUGCGAAUGAUCUUUUUAACAAAGCGCAUAAUUUCAAAUCAUCCGCCGAAAGAAUUACGAAUGAAAGCCAAGAAUUGACAGCGGAACUAAAAGAUUUCUUAUCCAAUACCUCUAGUACUCCAGCAGAUGUAAGAACGCUAGCAAACGACAUACUAAAUUUAUCAAUAAGAAUUGAACCAAAAGAAAUAACUGACUUAUCUCAACGAAUCAAUUCAUCUGUAUCACAAUUAACUAACAUCGACAAAAUAAUUGACGAAACAAAACCUGAUUUAGAACGAGCCAAGGCAUUAAAAGAAAAUGCGACUGCCGUAAACAAAGAGGCUAACCUAACAUUAGAAAUGGCAAAUAAGGUAUUGGAAGCUUUAGACGAAGCACAAGCUGCUCAAGAUGCCGCAGAAAAUGCAAUAGAAAAAGCUAAUAACGAUAUCGAAGCGGCAAAAAGUGAUUUAGUCCCAAUAACAAUGGAGACAGAACAAGCGCAAAGAAAAGCAAAUGAAACUAAAGAAGACGUCGAAAAAUUGCGGUUACGUUUGUCUGAUCUACAAAAAGAUAUAUUAAAAAUUGAAAGCGAUGCGGAUCAAGUUAAACAAGAGGCCAAUGACGUAGUUAAUCGUGCAGAAGGGGCUGAACAAAAGGCAAGAGAAUUAAGGCAAAACUUCAAACAAACUAACAUGUCUCUAGCAGAUCGUGCUAACCAAACAUCUAAUUCUAGAGAACGGGCACAGUUGCUCCUAACCCGUGCGACUAAACUAGCAAGUGAUACACAAAUGCAACUUAAAUUGUUAGCCAACAUGGAGGAAUUGUAUAACGAUCACAAUGGUCAAUUAAACUUAUUAGAAAAAGAAAUAGGAGACCUCAACAACCAAAUGAAUUAUUAUUUAUCAGAAAUAACGAAACGUUCUGAUAAUUACAGAUCUUGUACGACUUAGUAUCCGUUUAAUUCUAAUAACAUAUACUGUUAUCUGAAAAAUAUAAUAGUGUGAACGUUUAAUUCGGAUACUUGCAGUUCCCAUUUGUGCCAUAAAACAUGUACAUAAUACUUAUGUACUGCAUGGAGUAGUGCGUAUUGGUCAAAAAUGUAGUUUGACUACAUUGUGUUUGUAUUAUAUAACGAUAAGCCUGACUCUAAUGCAACAUCGACAUUCAAUUUAAUCUUGAUGAGUGAAGUUACUCUGUCGACUUAUUAUGUUUAUUAGUGUUCGAAAUAAUUCUAAACAAAAUUAAUUAACAUUUGUAUAAUAUUAUUGUAACACAUCCCAGCGUAAUGACAACUUACGAGCACUCUUUGUAAGGGUUGUUUUACAAUAACAAAAAAAAAUUCCGCAUUAUUAUUUUAAAAUUGAACGACUUUGCUACUAUUAUUCCAAAGAUAUUUUAUAAUAUGGCGUCUGUUAAUAAUUUAAUACUAGACUUGCAACUUUAUUCCUAGCUAUAACUACCUACUGUAGCUUAUGUUUUUCUAAUCUUUCUGUUAGAAUAAUUUUAAGUAAUUUAUGUUUUAUACAAGUAUAUAAUAUGCAUUUUUAUAUCGUUAAUAGUAUAUUAUCUUAUUUGUAGCCUCUGUAUUGUUUAUUUGAAUAUGGUUUUAAUUAAGCAAAUAAAAUACUUAUAAAAAUAAUGUACUUGAUCUUAAUAUUAUAUUAGAAAUGAAUCAAUCCAAAUGCAUUUAUAUGAUUAGUUAAAUAGUUUUUCACAACACUUGUAAUAUGUAUUAAAUAUCAUACUGUAAUGUGAGAGGCAUCAAUACUUAAUUGUUAAUACAUAUUUUUAUAUUACAUAGA
This is a messenger RNA of Manduca sexta (tobacco hornworm), 6257 nucleotides long. RefSeq names its product laminin subunit beta-1 (gene LanB1). Gene Ontology annotation, cellular component: laminin trimer. The record is from RefSeq and is a predicted model, not a curated record. Bases 72 to 5405 code for a protein of 1777 amino acids. The transcript has a single exon. Lineage: Eukaryota; Metazoa; Arthropoda; Insecta; Lepidoptera; Sphingidae. Gene Ontology annotation, biological process: basement membrane assembly; substrate adhesion-dependent cell spreading; cell migration.